Rhincodon typus (whale shark) is the source of this 3870-nucleotide messenger RNA. RefSeq names its product sulfatase 1 (gene sulf1). Gene Ontology annotation, molecular function: glycosaminoglycan binding; N-acetylglucosamine-6-sulfatase activity. The coding region runs from base 436 to 3870 and encodes 1144 amino acids. The record is from RefSeq and is a predicted model, not a curated record. Gene Ontology annotation, cellular component: endoplasmic reticulum; cell surface; plasma membrane. NCBI's taxonomy places the organism in Eukaryota, Metazoa, Chordata, Chondrichthyes, Orectolobiformes, Rhincodontidae. The transcript has 22 exons.
GGGUCAGAGAGGAAAAGCUGUACAGUAGGAACUGUGUGGUCCUGUGAGAGUGCAUUGCGUGUGCAAAGCAAAAGAAGAUCCCUUUGGAAAGGCAAAAGAAGGGAUACAAUCUCGCAGGUUUACAAUAGCGAGAUGUGUGAUUCUAAGAGAAUGCCUCGGUGUCAUUGACGGCCAGGGUUGUUUAAGCUGGUGUGGGAAAGUAAAGAGCUCAGGAGAUUCUGUUAUUGAAGAUAAUUGUGUUUAAUGAAGGAUUAGUUACUUCGGUAUUAAUCACUAUCGACAUACCAAAGCCUUAAAGAAAACUGAAUGAAAACUGGUGUCCAGUGACUUUUAACAACCAACCUUGCUGCACGAACUACUCAACGCAAUAAUCUGGUAAGAGGUGGCAAAACCAAAGAUACUCUUGUUUACUUAUUGUGGUCUCAACAAGCUGACAUGAAACUCUCACCACUUAUUCUGCUUUUGGCCAUUCUAAAUGCUGAAUUGAUUGGAGUCCUUGGUACAAGCUUAAAGUCACAGCGGUUUAAAGGACGUGUACAGCGUGACCGAAGAAACAUCAGGCCCAACAUUAUUCUCAUCAUCACAGACGAUCAGGAUGUGGAGCUUGGUUCCCUUCAGGUGAUGAACAAAACCAGAAGACUCAUGGAGCAAGGUGGUGCUCAUUUCACCAAUGCCUUUGUAACCACUCCAAUGUGCUGUCCAUCACGAUCUUCCAUGCUGACAGGAAAGUAUGUCCACAAUCACAAUACGUACACAAACAAUGAGAAUUGCUCCUCACCUUCGUGGCAGGCUACGCAUGAAACACGCACAUUCGCUGUGUUUCUAAACAACACAGGCUACCGAACAGCAUUCUUUGGGAAAUACCUCAAUGAAUAUAAUGGCAGCUACAUCCCACCAGGCUGGCGAGAGUGGGUUGGACUUAUAAAGAAUUCCCGUUUUUAUAACUACACCCUCAGUCGGAACGGCUUUAAGGAGAAGCAUGGAUUUGAUUAUUCCAAGGAUUACUUUACAGAUGUGAUCACCAACGACAGUAUCAAUUAUUUCCGCAUAUCCAAGAAGAUAUAUCCACACAGGCCUGUUCUCAUGGUCAUCAGUCAUGCAGCACCCCAUGGCCCUGAGGAUUCGGCACCACAGUUUUCAGAGCUCUUUCCCAAUGCCUCACAGCACAUUACACCUAGCUAUAACUAUGCUCCAAACAUGGACAAACACUGGAUUAUGCAGUUCACAGGAGCUAUGAGGCCGAUCCAUAUGGAAUUUACCAACAUUCUCCAGAGAAAGAGACUGCAGACACUUAUGUCAGUUGAUGACUCAGUGGAUAGGAUAUUUCAGAUGCUUGCAGAGACUGGGGAACUGGACAACACCUAUGUCAUCUAUACUGCAGACCAUGGUUACCACAUUGGGCAAUUUGGACUGGUAAAGGGAAAAUCAAUGCCAUAUGACUUUGAUAUCCGGGUUCCUUUCUUUGUUCGUGGACCAAAUGUGGAACCAGGGUCAAUUAUUCCUCAACUGGUUCUGAAUAUUGACCUCGCUCCCACCAUCUUGGAUAUUGCAGGACUUGAUGUUCCACCAGAUAUGGACGGCAAGUCUAUACUGAAACUAUUGGAAUCUGAGAAACCAAGGAACAGAUUCCGUUCAAAUAAAAAGGCUAGGAUCUGGCGUGACACAUUCCUCAUUGAGAGAGGCAAGUUACUCCGUAAGAAAGAAGAGGGAGCUGGUGAUGCGCAACAAACCAAUUACCUCCCUAAAUAUGAAAGAGUGAAAGAAGUGUGCCAACAGGCAAAGUACCAGACAGCCUGUGAACAACCAGGGCAGAAGUGGCAGUGCGUCGAAGAUGCUACAGGAAAACUUCGACUCCACAAGUGCAAAGGGACAACAAAAAUGCCAGCUGGCAGCAAGAAAAGUAAAAGCCUGCGCACUCAGACGUACAGCAGUAAGGAUUGUGAGUGCUCAGAGAGUAGCUACAGGAUGAGUCCAUCUGAGAGAAGAAACCAGAGACAGUUCCUCAGGAUCCACACGACUCACAAAUUUAAACCUCGCUUCAUUCAUACUCGGCCAAUCCGCUCGGUUUCAGUUGAAUUAGAAGGUGAGAUUUAUGACAUUGACCUGGAAAUUAAAGAACUCAAGUCUCUGAUGGCAAAAAAUAUGAGCGCAGCCUAUUCCCGAGAGGAAAGCCUGGCUGAAGAGGGAGACGAGAACAAGGACAUGAUUGCUGAGGAUGGCAGGAAGGCUGAUGCAUCGCUGCUAGAUUCAGUCAAGGUCACACACAAGUGUUUCAUUCUUGCCAAUGACACAGUGCAUUGUGAGAAAGAGCUGUACCAGUCAGCUAGAGCAUGGAAGGACCACAAGAGCUACAUAGACAAAGAGAUUGAAGCUCUUCAAGACAAAAUAAAGAAUCUGAGAGAAGUGAGAGGCCACCUAAAAAGAAAGAAACCUGAGGAAUGUGACUGCAACAAAAAGAGUUAUUUUAGUAGAGCUAAAGGAAUGAGAAACCAAGGGAAACUGAAGAACAAGAACAAUCAUCUCCAUCCCUUUAGGGAAGUGGCUCAGGAGGUAGACAGUAAACUGCAACUGUUUAAGGAGAAUCGGAGAAAGAAGAAAGAUCGUAAAAUAAAGAAACGCUUGAGGAAGGGAGAUGACUGUAGCCUUCCUGGUCUGACCUGCUUCACACAUAAUAAUGACCACUGGCAAACGCCACCUUACUGGAACUUAGGAUCCUUCUGUGCUUGUACAAGUUCUAACAAUAACACUUACUGGUGUUUGCGAACCAUCAAUGAGACUCACAACAUCCUCUUCUGCGAAUUUGCUACAGGUUUCCUUGAAUAUUUUGACAUGAACAGUGAUCCAUAUCAACUGACGAAUACCGUACACAUGGUAGAACGGGAAGUUCUUAAUCAGUUGCACAUUCAGUUAAUGGAGCUGAGAAGUUGCCAAGGACACAAACAGUGCACUCCACGGGCUAAAAGUGUGGAAUCAGCAGAGGGCAGCUAUGGGAUGGAUGGGAAGGCUAAUCCAAUUAAACUGCCAAACUUCACAGAAUAUAUCAACUGGGAAGGACUUGAAAACUUGUACAGUGUGGAUGAAAGCUUGUUUGAACACAGGCCUAAUUAUAGCCUUAGCUUUGGAGACUGGACUAAUUACUGGAAGGAUGUAGAUAGAACAUUUGCACUGUUGAAGACUUUUUCUGGACACAUUAAAACUUCCGAGCCCAUUGCAUUGACUAAGGGCGGGACUCUUGAUUUAUUGACCAUUGACACCACAGCACUGGACAUGGCAUCUACUGCAUCGCCUAUUUUGGAAAAUGUGUUCUCUACUGAGCCAGAGGGUGAAUCUAGUGGCCUGACUGUAUGGGAGAUAAAAGAAGAACAACCUGCCGUACUUAUAGACUCCAUGAGUACAACCCUAAACUUUACAAGUGGCAACAGCGCAAAGGAGAAAGUGAUAAAUUACAAUCGCAUACCAGAUAAGCAUUUUUCAAAUUCUGAACGGUGGAGACAUAAUCGGACACAAGAACUGGUAAAAGAAUGGGUGGAGCUGGAAAAUGAUCUGGGUGUCAGUGGAAAUGGCCUGAUGGAGAUUGAGACCAGAAACAGCUUCUUACUACAGCCAAGUAGUAUGCUUCCAUCACCGAGCAAUCAGAAUGAAGUGCAGGAUGAGAAGCUGAACAUAUUUGAAGAUCAAACGUACCUUCCUGCUGGUUCUGUUGGUCAGUUUUAUCGUAAAGCUGGCACAAUUCCUCGUGAAGCCAGUGUCAGCAGCAAUGAGAGAUCGGCAAGUGACCAACUUCAGGAAGAGCCCCCAAACAGUGGAGAAGGAAUCCAAGGGAAUUUCAGCAUAGAAGGCAGUGCCUUUCCCCCACCGUCCUUUCAUUAA